Messenger RNA from Olea europaea var. sylvestris, 459 nucleotides. RefSeq lists its product as uncharacterized. The coding region runs from base 1 to 459 and encodes 152 amino acids. Gene Ontology annotation, molecular function: zinc ion binding. The record is from RefSeq and is a predicted model, not a curated record. NCBI's taxonomy places the organism in Eukaryota, Viridiplantae, Streptophyta, Magnoliopsida, Lamiales, Oleaceae. The transcript has a single exon.
AUGCAACGAUGGUUCUACGAGAGGAAAAGUGCAUCCACGAAAUGUAGUACGACUGUGACACCAAAAAUUGAUGAUGAAUUGAGAAAAUCAUUGGAUGCCAGUGCAACUUUACCAGUACGAAAUUUGGACGAAUUCGUUUUUGAGGUAGGUAUAGCUACCAAACUUUGUACUAUCGACUUUAUAGGUAACACAUGUUCAUGUCGAGAGUUUCAGAUACGACAAAUCCCAUGUUCACAUGCAUCUCGAGCUGCUUGCGCAAAAGAAAAAUCAUUGUAUGAUUUGUGCUCCCCUUACUACACCACAGAAUGUUGGCGAGCUGCGUACAAUGAAGUUUUUCACCCCGUCGGCCGAGAGUCAGAUUGGAUUGUUCCUCAGUCUAUUCGUUAUGUCAAAGUUUUGCCCCCGAAUAUACGUAGAACUAGGUCAACCUCCUACCCAACGUCAACGGUCAAGAACUGA